AAGCAUGUAUGUACUACAAAUUGUAGCGCUAACCUCUAAAAUUUUACGUGUAAUUUUGGCAACGUGCUUGCUGUAGUAUAUGAUAUCUUGAAUCUAAUAAUUGCAUUAACGUAUCAGCCGGUACCAAAUAAUUUGUGAAGUAGUUAUUGAAUUUUCAGAAAAAUGAUAGAAAAACUUCCAGAAACAAUUAAUUUUCCAAAAGAAGAGGAAAUUAUUCUAGAACUGUGGAAAAAGCACGAUACAUUUCAAAAUUCUCUAAAGUUGUCGAGAGGAAAACCAAAAUAUUCAUUUUACGAUGGUCCACCAUUUGCUACGGGAUUACCGCAUUAUGGACACAUACUUGCAGGAACAAUAAAAGACAUUGUAACAAGGUAUGCUUAUCAAUCUGGGUACCAUGUGGAAAGAAGAUUCGGCUGGGAUACCCAUGGUUUACCUGUCGAAUUCGAAGUAGAUAAGACAUUGAAUAUAAAAGGUCCUGAUGAUGUUGCUAAAAUGGGAAUAGCAAACUAUAAUAAAGAAUGUCGAAACAUUGUAAUGAAAUAUGCAACAGAAUGGGAAACUAUCGUAGGUAGAAUCGGAAGAUGGAUAGAUUUCAAGAACGAUUACAAAACAUUAUAUCCUUGGUAUAUGGAAUCUAUUUGGUGGAUCUUUAAAGAAUUAUACAAUAAAGGUCUCGUAUACCAAGGUGUUAAAGUAAUGCCUUUCUCUACGGGUUGUAACACACCUUUAUCUAACUUUGAAUCAGGACAAAAUUAUAAAGAUGUUGUCGAUCCUUCUGUAGUUGUAUCAUUUCCUUUAGUGGAUGAACCAGGUGUUUCUAUUCUUGCCUGGACUACUACUCCUUGGACUCUACCUAGUAAUCUGGCACUAUGUUGUAAUCCUACCUUUGAAUAUGUCGAAGUUAAAGAUCAAUCAUCUGGUAAUGUGUAUAUUAUAUUAGAGUCAAGUUUAGAUCUUAUUUAUAAAUCUAAAGAUUCCUAUACUAUACAAGGUAAAAGAAAAGGAUGUGAUUUAAAAGGAAAAAUAUACAAGCCUCCUUUUCCAUAUUUUCAGUAUCUAAGAGAAAAAGGUGCUUUCGUAGUAUUAAAUGAUACCUACGUUACAGCAGAAACUGGAACAGGUAUUGUUCAUCAAGCACCAUAUUUUGGAGAAGACGAUUACCGGUGUUGUUUAGAAGCUGGUAUUAUAACAAGAGAUCAAGAAAUCAUAUGUCCAAUUGAUAGUUGUGGGCGUUUUGUAGAACCUGUACAUGAUUUUGUUGGAAAAUAUGUAAAAGAUGCUGAUAAGGAUAUCAUUAAGUAUCUCCAGGCAAAUAAAAGAUUAAUUCAUAGCAGUCUUACUAAACAUAGUUAUCCGUAUUGUUGGAGAUCUGAUACACCAUUAAUAUAUAAAGCUGUACCCUCAUGGUUUAUUAGAGUAGAAGCUAUAAAAGAUAAACUUAUUACAGCAAAUAGUGAUACUUAUUGGGUACCAGAUUAUAUUAAGGAUAAACGUUUUGGUAAUUGGUUAAGAGAUGCUCGUGAUUGGGCUAUUAGUAGAAAUCGUUAUUGGGGUAAUCCAAUUCCUUUAUGGAUUUCAGAAGACGGACAAGAAAUUGUAUGUGUAGGGAGUAUAGCAGAAUUGGAAGACUUGACUGGUAUAAAAAUAACAGAUAUUCAUAGAGAAAGUAUAGAUCAUUUAACUAUAUUGUCAAAACGACCAAACUGCUCGGCUUUACGACGAGUACCAGAAGUUUUUGACUGUUGGUUUGAAUCUGGAUCAAUGCCAUAUGCACAAAUGCAUUAUCCCUUUGAACAUCGAAAAGAAUUUGAAGAGAAUUUCCCAGCUGAUUUUAUUGGAGAAGGUAUUGAUCAAACUCGUGGAUGGUUUUAUACUUUGUUAGUUAUAUCAACAGCUCUUUUUGGGAAAGCCCCAUUUAAAAAUCUAGUAGCUAAUGGUUUAAUACUUGCAUCUGAUGGACAAAAAAUGUCUAAACGUAAAAAGAAUUAUCCAGAUCCUGUGGAAAUUAUUAAUAAGUAUGGAGCAGAUGCCCUUCGUUUGUACUUAAUUAAUUCUCCUGUUGUAAGAGCAGAAAAUCUGCGUUUCAAGGAAGAGGGAGUUAGGGAUGUUAUAAAAGAUGUAUUUUUGCCUUGGUACAAUGCAUUUAGAUUCUUAAUGCAAAAUAUUGAAAGAUUUGAAAGAGAAGAGAAAAUUAAUUUUGUAUAUGAUGAGUCUAAAAAUGUCUGUUCUAAUAAUAUAAUGGAUAGAUGGAUUUUAUCUUUUACACAGACAUUAUUACAAUUUUUUAAACGAGAAAUGCAUGCUUAUAAGUUAUAUACUGUAGUACCUCACUUGAUAAAAUAUAUAGAUAAUCUUACUAAUUGGUAUGUAAGAAUGAACAGAAAACGUAUAAAGGGAGAUGGUGGUGCAACUGAUUGUCAAGAAGCUUUGACAACUUUAUUUUCUGUUCUUUAUAUAAUGGUUCGCGUGAAUGCACCAUUUACACCAUUUUUAACAGAAUUUAUGUUUCAACGUUUAGUUAAAUUACUUCGAUCAUCCAACAUUAACAUGGAUAGUGUUCACUAUCAAAUGAUACCAGAAUCUAAUUUAGAAUUAAUAGAUGAAAAGAUCGAAAAAGCUGUAUCUUAUAUGCAAACUGUAAUUGAAUUGGGACGUGUUGUCAGGGAUAGGAAAACAAUUCCUGUUAAAUAUCCACUGCCAGGAAUUGUAGUAAUUCAUCAAGAUGCUGAAGUAUUGAAAGAAAUAGAAUCUUUGAAAUCGUAUAUUCUAGAAGAACUUAAUGUGAAAGAAUUAACUAUUACUACAGACAAAGAAAAGUAUGGUGUUAAAUUGAGAGCAGAACCAGAUCAUAAAAUACUUGGAGCUCGUCUUAAAGGAGAAUUUAAAUCUGUUACUCAAGCUAUUAAAGAACUUUCCGAUGAAGAAUUACAGGUGUUUGUUGCAAAAAAGGAAAUUAAUGUUCAAGGUCAUAAAUUAGAAGAACAAGAUUUACGGCUAAUGUUUAGCUUCACAGGCCCAGCAGCUGAACAAUUAUCAAAACAAUAUGAAGCCCAUAGUGAAGGAAAUGUUUUAAUUUUGCUAGAUGUUACACCUGAUGAAAGCAUGUACAAUGAAGGAGUAGCAAGAGAAAUAAUCAAUAGAGUUCAAAAACUUAGAAAGAAAGCUCAAUUAGUCCCAUCAGAUGAAGCCAUUGCAUAUUAUGAAAUACAAGAUCAAAAUAGUAAUUUAGCAAAAGUUAUUGUUAGUCAUAAAGAUUUCAUAGAAAAUGCAACUAAAACUCCACAAGAAAAUAUAUCAAAAAUGCCCAAAAAUGCAAAUGUAAUUAUAGAAGAAAUGCAAAAAAUUAAAGGCAUUGAUAUGAAACUUAUUUUAGUAAAAACUAAAAUGGAUGAAAUUAAAAAUGACGAAAUAAUCGUAGAACCUUUUGUAAAAUACGUAAAUAUUGAACUUAUAGGCAUGAAGCCAAGGUUUGGAACAACCAGCUAUAUUGGAACUGUACUGUUAGAAACUCCUAAUUUACUAGUUCCUGUUUCUUACAAACAAUUAAAACACGAAAUUGAAUUAGUAUUUGGUAUUUAUGGUUGCGCUUAUAAUUUACUCAUAAACAAUAAACCAAUAUCAGAAGAAAUAAAUAUUUUAUCAUUACAUAAACAAACAAUAAAAGUAACAAAAAUAGGUUUGACUACAACUCAAACAACUACAGUAUUAAAACAACCAGCUUGUAAAUUUAUUAAUAUUAAUAGCACCUUAGGAAAAGGUACUAUUCUCUUAGAAAAUCCAAAAGGAAACUUUUAUUUAAAUAACAUAAUGUUAAAAGAACAAUUAAAUAUUUUCUUCAAUAAAUUAAAUACUUUUGAACCUAUACCUAAGGUGCUAAAUAAUUUAUAUGGUAAGACACUGCAAUUAAGAUAACUUUUACUUAAAAAUGAUUUUUCAUUGAUUAUUUAUUUUUUAUUUACAUACAUUUUUAAAAUUUUUCUCAAAUUUUAAUAAUUUUAUUUAAAUUUAAAUUAAAACAUAUUAUGUAUUUAAAUAUUGAUUUUGGAUUGAUGAUAAUUUUAUUCAUACAUUAUAUUUAUUUAUUUUAUAUAAGACUUUAUGAAUUCCUCAGUUUUUGUGAAGAACAGUAUGUAAUUGCAACAGUU
Messenger RNA from Frieseomelitta varia, 4145 nucleotides. It is a transcript of the gene IleRS, whose product is annotated as isoleucine--tRNA ligase, cytoplasmic. Bases 163 to 3912 code for a protein of 1249 amino acids. The transcript has a single exon. Gene Ontology annotation, molecular function: isoleucine-tRNA ligase activity; aminoacyl-tRNA deacylase activity; tRNA binding. NCBI's taxonomy places the organism in Eukaryota, Metazoa, Arthropoda, Insecta, Hymenoptera, Apidae. The record is from RefSeq and is a predicted model, not a curated record. Gene Ontology annotation, biological process: isoleucyl-tRNA aminoacylation.